AUGGCCCUCCCCCCCAAGUACGCUGCGUCACACAUCCUGGAGCUUGGCUCUGGAGACGAAACAGUGAAUGUUGACCUCUUCGUCGACUUCAACUGUCCCUUCUCCAAGAUCAUCUGGGACAAGAUUGAGAACCCUGGCACAAACGCCUUGUUCGAACGAGUUGGUGAGGUCAAGGGUCGAAAGCUGCGAUUUGUCUUCAGAAACGUUCCCCAGCCCUGGCAUCCUCAAUCCACUCUGCUACACGAGGCGUCUCUCGCUGUGGGCCAGCUCGCACCUUCUAAAUUCUGGGAGUUCGCUAAGAUCCUGUUCGAUCACCAGCCCGAAUUUUUCGACACAGAGUGCGCUGAUGAAACUCGUGGUGAGACAUAUAAAAGACUUUCCAAGCUGGCAGCCGAAGUUGGAGUCGAGGAGUCGAAGUUCCUCGAGCUGUUGACCGUCGGAAAGUCAAAGGAUGGCAAGCCAUCCAACACCGGCAAUGCAGUCACUAAUGAUCUUAAGCCCUUCGUCAGAUUCCACCGACAAAAUGGUGUCCACAUGACACCUACUGUUGCUAUCAAUGGAAUUGUGGAUCCUGCUUUUGAGUCUUCUACACCCGUGGAUGUUUGGAUCGAGAAGCUUUCUAAGUGA
Messenger RNA from Yarrowia lipolytica CLIB122, 627 nucleotides. RefSeq lists its product as uncharacterized. The record is from RefSeq and is a predicted model, not a curated record. NCBI's taxonomy places the organism in Eukaryota, Fungi, Ascomycota, Dipodascomycetes, Dipodascales.